This is a messenger RNA of Rosa chinensis, 1488 nucleotides long. RefSeq lists its product as uncharacterized. The record is from RefSeq and is a predicted model, not a curated record. Lineage: Eukaryota; Viridiplantae; Streptophyta; Magnoliopsida; Rosales; Rosaceae. The transcript is spliced from 3 exons. Bases 1 to 1488 code for a protein of 495 amino acids.
AUGAAAUCAUACUUGUAUGCGCAAGAUGAACAUGUAUGGAACAUUGUGGAAAAUGGCUGGAAGACACCAACAAUUCCAGCUAAAGGCGAGGGCUCAUCGGUCUCUAUUCCUAAGCCACGGAAGGACUGGACUGAAGUAGAAGUACGUGAUCUUCAAGCUGACUUCAAAGCAAAAAAUAGCAUUUUCACUGCUCUCUCUGAACGUGAAAAGCUAAGGAUUAGUCACUGCGACACUGCAAAACAAGCUUGGGAUCUGUUACAGACUACAUAUGAAGGAAACAAAAAGGUACGUGCACAAAAACUGCAAGGUUUGAUUUAUGAAUUUGAAACUAUGGCCAUGGGAGAUGAUGAAACCGUGGAUGACUUUCAUGGUAGAAUCCUAAAGAUUACUAGUCAAUGUCGUAGUCUAGGUGCCCCUUUUGAUGAAGAUAAGGUUGUCAAGAAAAUACUUAGAGCCUUACCAGAAAAGUUUCACUCUAAAGUCACUAGUAUUGAGGACUCUUUUGACAUUGAUGAAUACCCUUUGGAUGAACUCAUUGGAAAUCUGAAAACUUAUGAACUAAGACUAAAACCUGAAAAGAAAUCCAAAGGUGUGGCUUUCAAGGCUGUGAAAGGGAAAGAAGAGGAAGAUGAACCACUUGAUCUUGCUCUUCUGACCAAAGAGAAGCAUGGAAAUAGCAACAAUAAAUCCCUCCUCUCGACAUGGAGUGAUGAUGAACAUCAGGAGGUCGAAAAUGUUGCCUUCGUGUCGUCUCUUUCACUUGAAUCUGAAAGUGAUGAAGAAUUCUCAGAUGAUGAGACCAAUAAAGAGCUGAAGUCCACUCAAGAGAAGUUCACAAAGUUUGAGAUAAGCUCUGCAACAGCAUCUAGGUUGUUCAACUCCGGAAAAGCCCACCACGAUACAUUCGGACUUGGAUAUUCUGGAGAAAACUCCAAAGGCACACACUUUGUGAGAGAAUCCAAUUCGGAAGUGGAGAAAGGUGAUCCAAGCACCCAAGUCAUCAAGGACACUAUCACAAGGGCUGACAAGGAACCAAAAUCCUCUCAGAAAGUCACUCAUGCAAGGAUGAAUCAGAUGUUUCCGACUGAUCAUAACAGGUAUGCAACUCUUAAGUCUUUUAUUCCUACAUGUCAUUACUAUGGUAAAUUAGGACAUAUCAGACCAAGAUGUAAUGAGAGACUUAAGUCAAUUCCAUCUGGUGAGGAAAAGCUAUUUGUAAAAUCUUUACAUUGUGAACUUAAAGAGCAGAAAGAGCUUAUCAACAAAUUGGCUAACCUGAUUUCUAAAGCAAACAUGCAGAAUAGAGAUAAACCUGUCUGGAUUAGAAAGGACUUGAAUAAUCAGCGUUCUAAUCACUCUGAUUCUACUGACUCUAUUAGUGAUAUCUGUCUCAUGACAAGUGUAAGUACAGGUAAUUCUUCAACAUAUAUUGAGGCAACCUGCCUGGUAGCACUCACUGCCUUGGCUGACAAGCGAAAGGAUUUCUGA